Molecule: messenger RNA, 1909 nt
Organism: Hevea brasiliensis (rubber tree)
Lineage: Eukaryota; Viridiplantae; Streptophyta; Magnoliopsida; Malpighiales; Euphorbiaceae
Molecular function (GO): calmodulin binding
Source: RefSeq, a predicted model, not a curated record
UUCCUUUUCUACCUUUAUCUAAAUGUUACUGUCUGCUGCAGAGUUGCAAAGUUUGCCCUUUUAUUUGGGUAACAAUGACUGAGGAGAAAAUUUUUGCUAUCACAGGAUAUGAUCGCAGACCAAUGAUCCCUGGGAGCGGCGACUCUAUACCAUUGAUUCAGGAGAGUGAUUCUAGCUCACUGAUCCCAGAGACCGAUUCUGCCACUAUGAUUCCUGAGAGCGAUGCCCCGGUGGUCUUGGAGGAUACCGAGUCCAAAAAUGGUCAUGCAAGAAGGUGUUCUACUGGGAACAUUGGUAUUCCAUACAAAAGUGUAAAGAUUUUUUCCCAUUACCUUGCAGCUUCAAUAGGAUCCUCCCAUGAUUAUUGUAAAUAUGGACAAAGACAAGAUCUUGAAACAAAGUCAACAAGCAUUUCUAUAUUGGAAACGAUAAUGGAAAGGCAAGGUAAAGGACAGGACAUGGGAAAGGUUUUAACUUCAGCAGAGAGAACGAAGAAAUUAGCAGUCAGUUAUGCGUCUUCUCGUGGUUCCAGAAUCCAAAAACCUGAUUUUCCUGUUAUCAGCAAGAAGGAAGUUCCAUCAUCGACUGAGAAAGAAACUAUCCGUUAAAACCUUUGACUACCUAUCAGAGGAAUAAAUCCAAAGCUAGGGUAUAGGCCACCAAAAUCACCUAGUCUCCAACUAAAAGGCUAUUUAAGGAGUAAAAAGGAUGGUGAAAUCCAAAAAAACAAAGAAAUGGCUACUUCUUUGGUGAAUUCACAAGGAGCUUUAGGUAGUACAGAACAAAUAAAACUCAGAAGAACUAAUGAAAUGAAGAACUCCAUAUCGGAUAAGAAAAAGGUUUUGACACGAGCAACUACUUCUUUGGCUGCCUUGCAUUCCGUUAAGAAGGUUUUGACUCGACCGAUUGCUUCUUUGUCUCCCAAACAUUCUAAAAAGAGAGUUUCAGGUAUGAAUACUGAAAAACUCAAGAGCCUGAAAGGAGUUUCUCAUUUGAAGGAUCGGAGUGAUGUUGGAAAAUCUGAAUGUGCCAAAGCCAGCAAUGGGUACGUGCCAGAGACUUUGAAUACAAUUGAAUUGAAUGUAGAGAAUAAAGCUGUUGGACUGACUCAAAACAGUGAUCGUUCUUCCUCAUUCCGUAAGGAUAAAAGCUUGAAACAUGAUCAAAACGGAAUUUCCCCUGUUCAAUUGUCUCUGCCUUCUACAGAGAAGAUUUUGAGACGCACUCGCUAUGGCAUCCAUGUCAGUCGAUCACCUAAAUCCUCUGAGAAUAGAAGCUUGAGACAUACCAAACAGGGUAUUCAAGUUACUCAAGCAUCUAUAUCUUCUUUGGCAUCCUCCAAAUCUUCCCAUGGACUAGUUAAUAGAGCCAAUGCAAGACUGAGACUAGUUAGUCCCAGAAAGGAUGAAUUAGUUAGCACAAAAGAUCCAGAGUCCCCACCCAGAAAGCUAAGUUAUAGGAAAGAAAAGGUAGUUGAGCUUCGCCCUGUGAUUAGUCCUCCAAGGACACUCAAUUUUAGGCGAAGACGUUUCAGUGACAGCCAAAUUGAUAAAGUUGAAACUACAGAAAGUACCUUUAAGAACAUAGAAAUUCAUGUCGAUGAAGGCGACACUAGUGUUGAAAAAUCUGAAAGCGAGAAGGUUGUCUUUAAAUACCAAGAUGUUGAAGAAAAGACAGUGGAGCAGAAUUUGUUGACUGACAUGAUUGAGGGGGCGGCAAAUAAGCUUGCCGAGAGCAGAAAGAGUAAGGUCAAGGCAUUGGUUGCUGCUUUUGAAACAGUGAUCUCUCUUCAUGAUCCCAGACUAUCAUCAACAGUUGGUGUAUGUUGAGUUACUGAGGUCUGUACUUGUAUUCAAUCAUAUACUAAUUCUAUAGAGGGAAAGAAAAGGGAACAUCGGAGUGGACAUGA